AUGUUUGCACAUCUAUUCAUGCGAACAAAAUUGCAGUAUGAUGAAAUCGACGAAUCAGAUGGCUGUAAAGUGCGAGUAUGCGAGUAUCGCAUUUUGUCUGCUGACGGAUACGAAGAGCUGACGAAGACUUGUCGAACAAAGCUGAAGAUCGAAUGCAAUCAGAGUUCGAGAAGAACUGAAAUAACGAAUGGGCGUGAAGCUCGUGUUGAGGAAAAAAAUGCACGACUUUUGGGCGAUAUUGAUGGUUUCCGGGCACCGAUCGUAAUGGAUAACUCCUCGCAACUAUGCCUUGAUUCAUCAGAUCCUCAGGAUGUUGCAAUUGGCGCGGUUCUUCAAAAAACACAAGAGAAGUUUAUGAACAUGCUGAACGAUCAAAAAAAUCAGUUGGUGAGUAUGUUUCCGGAUCUUUUUUCUGAAAUGCGAACGCAGUCUUCGCUAAUCAACACACCAGUCACUGAGGUCGAGACGAUUGUGAAUCCUGACGGGACCAAAACGACACGUAUGCGUACAUCCGCUGCAUAUAGUCACCAUUUCUCGAAACAUGAGAUGUACAUAAAUGGUGUUAAGCAAGAAUCGAAGAGUAAAUUCAGAGCUUUUAUGGAAUACAAAGGACCUGAAGGUGGCUUCAAAGUGAAGCUAGCAGAUAAUCCAGAUGAGGAUCUUUCUGAAGAAGAAUUGGAUGACGUGAGUGAGCAGAAUGAAGACAAUCGAUCUCAAUUUUCCGAAAUUCCCGAAAACCAAUCGGCUGUCUUCUCAGUUGGUACAAUGGGCCGUGUGCCAGCAAUGAAAGAAAAAGUUAAAAAGCGCCUUGAAAAGGCAUGGCAUGCAGCGAAAGAGCUUGUCGAUUCGGAGCAGCGAUACGUUGAAAAACUGCAUCUGCUUGAUGAGGUGUUUCGAAAGCGUAUUGUGGAUGAAAAGGUUGUAGAAAAAGAUAAAUUGAGUCAACUGUUCGCCAAUAUAUCAAGUUUGCAUCAGUUUCAUAACACCCAUCUUCUGCCAGCAUUAAUGGAUAGUUGCAGAGAGUGGCACACCACGCACAGGAUAAGUGGCGUAUUACGGAAACGUGCACCUUUCCUUAAAAUGUAUUCUGAAUAUACCAACAAUUAUAAAAGAGCUACAAAAGUGUUUGAUGAAUGCUACAAAAAGAAACGUCGAUUUGCACAAAUCGUACAAGAGAUUGAGCAGUUACCGGAAUGUGAAAAUUUACCGUUAAUGUCGCACCUGAUUUGUCCUGUUCAACGGGUGAUGCGCUAUCAAUUAUUACUGCAGGAAUACAAAAAACAUCUGGAUAGUACAGAUCCUGAUUAUGAGGAUACUGAAGAGGCGCUCACACUUGUUCUUGAUGCUGCGAGUCAUGCAAAUGAAAUGAUGCGCAAGCUGGACCGAUAUAGAAACGUUCUUGAAGUACAGGAGCAAUUGGGAAACACAAUCUCGCUUGUGUCGCCUAGUCGUGAGUUGGUCAAACGUGGAAAACUUUCGAAGAUAUCAUCGUCUUCAGACAAAACAGAGGAUCGUUUUCUGUUCCUGUUCAACGAUCUUCUUCUACUCGCUUCUGAGCGUACAUUACCUGCAUUCGGCAAAUACAAAGUCAGAGCGGUAUUCGACGCAAUCUUAACUCAAAUUUAUGAAGGUGAUAAUCUAGAAAGAGAGCAUUCAUUCUACAUUCGUGGAGCUGAUUCGACGGCUGGUCCAUCAAGAUGUCUUGAACUGAUUGCGUUUAGUCAGAAAGAAAAGACUGAUUGGAUUGACGCUAUUUGGGCCGUGAUCAGUGAAAGUCUUUCUCGCAAACAUUCGUUCAGCCCAUCAGUUUCGAUGCACAAUGUGACAUCACCACGCACCGAAAGUCGUUGUUGUGCGAAAUGCGAUACGGAAUUUUCAUUCAUCUCUAGAGGUGUGCCGUGUUCACGUUGUGGUCAACGCUUCUGCAAGAAGUGCUUCGGUAGAUUACGUGCCGAAGGGAAAACACGUCGUAUUUGUGAACCAUGUUCUCAACUCUUUGAGGUUGUUAAAGUAAACGAUACCAAUAAACAAUCAAAAACUCGCAUCAACCCACUCGCCGUUGCUGCCAAAAGUGGUGAUAUAUUGCAUGCGAGCGUUGUUACAUUCAAAGGAUCUUUGAACAGGCCGUUAACGAGGUACUUCGUGGUGCGUAAAGAUUUCUGCCUAUACUCCUAUCAGAACGACAACGAUGAUUGUGCAUCUGCAAUGCUACCAUUGCCGGGUUGUGAAGUGAAAAUGAGUGGCGAACGAUUAACGUUCACGAUAAGGCAUGCUCAGCGACAUUAUACAGUGACGGUUGGUGAUGAGCAAACACAGAUUCGAUGGAUGGCUGUGUUGGAUCUAGCUGCAAAUGCUGUUCUCAAAGAGAAGACUAACCUAUAG
This is a messenger RNA of Anisakis simplex (herring worm), 2382 nucleotides long. Lineage: Eukaryota; Metazoa; Nematoda; Chromadorea; Rhabditida; Anisakidae. The record is from the annotation of a GenBank genome assembly.